AUGCAAACUGAGCUGAACAUCCAAGCUAACAGGCUGCUUAUAGCGCGAACGUGUGAGGCGCUGCAUGAUCUGGGUGUGAAUAUCGACGGUGUCAUGGGCAACGCUGAGGACAUGUGCCACAUCGUUCUCGACCUCGAAGACACGCCUAUGACGCAGGAAAUGGCAGAAACUGGCCAAGCGCGCUGUUAUGUGGUAGAUUUCUCACGCGCAACGCAACACAAAUGCAGACGCACGCUACCACUCGUCGUUCUUGGCAUGGACGCGUUCGGCCUUUUCAAGGAAACGCUGACGUUGAAUUUCGGCUGCCGCGAGCUCAAGAACCUUGCCUGUUUGCUUGACCUGAUGCCUAUCCCUGGCUUACACCCUCCAUCCGAGCCACCAGAGACGCCCCUCGCAGAGGCGAUAAAGUGUCAUGACGACUACGCUGCUGCCCACCCCUCGUACUCCAAUGCGGCCGUCCUCACUGCCCAACGUGUCGCUCUCUUCCCCAGCGCUUUCCCCGUUUAUCCCGGUCUCAAAGUUUCGGGUGUCUCGAAAGAGGACAUCCAUGCCGAGCUCACUUUGUAUGACCGCGGGCGAGGAUUCAUUCGUCCUGCCGACCUAAUCAACCAUUGCUUGCGCGAUGAGUACGAGUAUCUUUUAUGGGGCGACAGGAUGGAAGCAAAGCUUGCGGCCUUGAAUUCACAACCUCCGCAAAUAUUUUGA
This is a messenger RNA of Mycena indigotica, 705 nucleotides long. RefSeq lists its product as uncharacterized. NCBI's taxonomy places the organism in Eukaryota, Fungi, Basidiomycota, Agaricomycetes, Agaricales, Mycenaceae. Bases 1 to 705 code for a protein of 234 amino acids. The transcript is spliced from 2 exons. The record is from RefSeq and is a predicted model, not a curated record.